UUUUCACAUUCAUAAAUCUCAUUUCCCUCUUUUUCUCUCUCUCUUGGCCCCCCCAUCAGCCCCCCCUGGCUCGCGUAACGAUGUCUGCAGAUCUCGAGAUCAGAGCCGUCCCAAUCAUGAAGGCGGCGGCGGCGCCGCCAUCUUCUCAAGAAUCGGAGAAAGUGGCCAUGAGCAGCGAGUGCUAUACGCCGAAGUCGGCGGAGCACCGGAUUCCGGCGGUGGUGAGCUGCCCGCCGGCGCCGAGGAAGCCGAGGCGAGGGAGCCUCCUCGCGUGCAAGAGGAGGUUCUACGAGCUCGACUUCUACGAGGCCGUGGCCGACGACCAGAUCGAGUCGUUUUUUAGGAGGGCCGAGGUGAAGCGGAGAUGCGUAGUGUAAUUACGGCGGCGGCGGCGGCGGUGGUGGUGAAUUUUUUUUUUAUGUUUUUUUUAAUUGAUAGUGAAUGUGAAUUAAUUGAUUGGCUUGAUGAAAGGUUCAAGCUUAUGAUUAUUAUGAUCUUUUCUUUUCUGAGAUGUGUAUAUUUUUUUUUGUUUUUACAUUUAAUUGAGCUAUCUUGAGAUGGAUUCAAA
Molecule: messenger RNA, 568 nt
Organism: Salvia splendens (bonfire salvia)
Lineage: Eukaryota; Viridiplantae; Streptophyta; Magnoliopsida; Lamiales; Lamiaceae
Product: cyclin-dependent protein kinase inhibitor SMR3
Exons: 1
Coding region: 81-377 (98 amino acids)
Biological process (GO): regulation of DNA endoreduplication
Source: RefSeq, a predicted model, not a curated record